AUGGGUAGAGGAAUAAGUAGUGGUGGUGGUCAGAGUUCAUUGGGCUAUCUCUUUGGCAGUGAAGAGACUGCCAGCAAUGUCCAGAGUGCAAACAAUCAAGGUCAUUCUGCAAAUGGUGGGCGUUCUCAAAAUGCUAGUGUUGCUUCACCACCAAUUGAUAAGCAAAUUCAAGCCGGAAUUCCCAGUGUUACUUCACCACCAAUUGAUAAGGGAAUUCCGGCUGGAAUUCCUGGGAAUCUCAAAAACAAUUAUCAUCGUGCGGAUGGACAAAACUGUGGAAACUUUCUAACUGAUCGACCUUCUACCAAGGUUCAUGCUGCCCCUGGUGGUGGAUCUUCCUUGGACUACCUCUUUGGUGGUCCUGGGAACUAAUUCAUUAUUGUGAAGAAUGCUUUUCAUUCAAACCUACAAUGUGUAAAAUAG
Messenger RNA from Gastrolobium bilobum, 423 nucleotides. RefSeq names its product protein SPIRAL1-like 3. Gene Ontology annotation, cellular component: cortical microtubule, transverse to long axis. The record is from RefSeq and is a predicted model, not a curated record. Gene Ontology annotation, biological process: cortical microtubule organization. The transcript has 2 exons. Bases 1 to 372 code for a protein of 123 amino acids. NCBI's taxonomy places the organism in Eukaryota, Viridiplantae, Streptophyta, Magnoliopsida, Fabales, Fabaceae.